This is a messenger RNA of Salarias fasciatus (jewelled blenny), 2973 nucleotides long. RefSeq names its product cell adhesion molecule 4 (gene cadm4). Gene Ontology annotation, biological process: regulation of Rac protein signal transduction; homophilic cell-cell adhesion; negative regulation of peptidyl-tyrosine phosphorylation. Lineage: Eukaryota; Metazoa; Chordata; Actinopteri; Blenniiformes; Blenniidae. The transcript is spliced from 9 exons. Gene Ontology annotation, molecular function: vascular endothelial growth factor receptor 2 binding. Bases 311 to 1585 code for a protein of 424 amino acids. Gene Ontology annotation, cellular component: cell-cell contact zone. The record is from RefSeq and is a predicted model, not a curated record.
CCGGACAAACCAUCACACUCGGGCUUCUCACGGGGAGGGAAAGUGGGUGUGUGUGAGUGGGAACGGUACUAUGUAAAGACCUGCUGUUACGCUUGAAAAGCGGCGUGAUAACAAAACACGCACUUCAGUCCACGCAUAGUCACACACGCGCGCACUCCCGCCCCCCCCCGUACACACACACACACACACACAUACGCUGGAGCAGAGACGCUGAAGGCGCCGUCGGAGAGUGAACCUGCGGGUUCAUGCCACUCUGAUUUCUCCCAGGAAGAGGAAUACUAACGCGGAGAUUGGACGGGGAAUAUCAGCGAUGGCUCUCGCGACCGUGUGGAACUACUGCGUCCCUCUGACUCUCCUCACAGCCUGCUUGCUGCACACUGCCCGCUGUCAGGCGGUACAAGCAGAGAAUGUGACAGUCAUGGAGGGAGGUACGGCCCAUAUCUCCUGCCGCCUGCAGAACUACGACGGAUCAAUCGUGGUCAUCCAGAAUCCCCGCCGGCAGACUCUCUUUUUCAACGGCACACGAGCGCUGAAGGAUGACCGUUUCCAGAUGGUGCUCUUCACGCCGCGCCUGGUGCGCAUCACGCUCACCAACGUCAGCGUGUCGGACGAGGGCGGCUACUUCUGCCAGCUCUACACGGACGCCACGCACCACCAGGUGGCGACGCUGUCCGUCCUGGUGCCGCCGGAGACCCCCGCGGUGGAGGUCAAGCAGGAGGCCGUGGAGGGCGGCGAGGUGGAGCUGUCCUGCGUGUCGCCGCGGAGCAAGCCGGCCGCCACCCUGCGCUGGAUGCGGAACGGCCGGGAGAUACCAGGCGUGGUGUCCCAGCAGGACAGUGGCAAGACGUUCAGCGUCUCCAGCACCAUCCGCAUCCCGGUGGAGAGGAAAGACAACGGGGCGGCGCUGAGCUGCGAGGCGUUCCACCAAGCCCUCAACGGCCAGAAGAGGAUCCGACAUUAUCGGCUGGAUGUGUACUUUGCGCCCACGGUGCGAAUCGUCCCUCCCACUGGCAUUUUGCGAGAGGGCGACUCGCUCAGCCUCACCUGCUCGGUCACUGGAAACCCUCUGCCUAGAAACAUUCAGUGGUCCAAGAUUAACGACACCUUACCUGAGAGGGCAGAGAUUUCUGGCCCCACUUUCCAGAUCUCGCGUCUCAGCCAAUCACACAACGGGACGUACUUGUGCCAGGCCCAGAAUAACUACGGACGCGCAGCCGAUCAUUACACCCUGUUGGUGUACGAGAAUGUGUCAGUCACUACCACCCAACCCAACACCACCCAACCCACCGUCCUCCGCCCUGCCACCCCAACCCUCCUAACACCCGGCUUCGCCCCGAACCCAACAGACCCUGGUGCAGUGGUUGAGACUCACAGCGCAGUACCGUACGCGGUGAUAGGUGGCGUGCUGGCACUGCUGGUCUUCACCGUCAUCUGCGUCCUCAUUGUCACCAUCUGGUGCUCCGUCCGACAGAAAGGUUCCUAUCUUACCCAUGAGGCCAGUGGGUUGGAUGAACACGGCGAGGUGCAGGAGGCCUUCCUCAAUGGGAACGACGCCAGCCAGGGCAAGAAGGAGUACCUACUGUAGCCCCUCUACCCCCCCCUGCCCACCCCCUCCUCUCUUCUGACCUCAGACCCCUUACCCCUUCCUGUCCCAGUGUCCCACCUUAUAUACAGUAUACACACACACACACACACACAUACACACACACAGACACUUCUACACAAUGCGCCGUAAGAGGCAGCCUUCUGAAAACGACUGUACACAGAUUCCGCACACAGCCAGUUCAUCCCACUCCAUUCCACGACAUCUCCUCAAAACCCAGAGACAGACCGAGAAAAAGAGAGCCUAGACCCACCAGCCAUUAACGACUGUGCCAUAUACUGUAAGUCGAAGAAACUGGGAGGGAAAAAAAAAGAGAGGGAGGGGGGUGGCCGCAGACUAAGGUGAAUGUAGACACAAAUGAAAUGAUGCCAUUAUUACUUUGAUCGAGAGGGAAGCGGGGAGCACAAAGAAAACCGGCACUCUGCCGAUGCAGCCGCCAAAGUGGAAGGGAGAAUUAGAGGCAGAUGACUGCCGUAAUUCCCUGCCUGGAGAAUAGGAGAAUCAUUUUCACACAGCUCGAUCUUUAAGGGAUGAAGACAGUAAGGAGUAGCGCGUGCGGAGGGAGGGGGGGGGGGGGGGGGGGACAGAGGGGAGAGGGAGGGUUGACCAGGGGCUUCUGAGUGCUCGGUGCUAGAAAAUUGAAUUUUUUUUUAAAUCGUCGCAGCAUGUUGCCUACAAAACGAAACGCGUGUUUAAUUUCCUGUGUACGGCCAGGAAGUCCAGAAAAGUGUCUACUUAGAACGAAGUAACUGUCCUGUUUUGCUGCCAAUUCAUAGGGAAAAAAAAAAAAAAAAAAAAGCAGCGAAGUAAACGUGGAUCCCUUUUCUUUUAAUUCACUCUCCACAUCCUCCUCCUCCGUCUCUCUUCACCUGUUACCAUCCUCUCCCCUCUCUCUUGUAUCUCUCUUUCGCUCUGUCUGUCCUCCCCAUCGCUCCUCCUUUGUUGGCGCCUAAUAAUGAAGGGAUUAGCGUUGGGCUGCGUUCCCGAGGAAGAAGAAAGGAAUAUGACUUGCUACGGCAUUAAAGAAAAGCUUAAUUAUUUUAGAAUGUCAUUAAGAGGAUAAAAAGGUUUAAAAGUCUUAAUAAGAAGGGCAAGGGGAGCGAUAGCGAAGGGAAUGAAUGGGGGGGGAAAAUAAAACGGAGGGAUAUUUUUUCUGAAUGCUACGACACAUAUGCAGAUACAUGCACACAUUCAUACUCACAGUGAACAUGUUGACAGAACAAGUAUACAUAUCUCUGAAUUCCUUGUUUGUAUAAAAAAAAAAAAAGAACAGCAACAUAAAUUAAAUUAAACUUUUAAGAAAUAAGAAAACGGUUUACUAUUGAAACGCAUUAUGAAGCAACUAUACUAACACAGAAUAUUAGCCUAUA